GAUUGACAAUCUUGAAAAAUGAUCAAUACAUUUAUCGUAGUUUUGUGUUUGGUGACCAGUGCCAGUCCUACAGUUCAUUGUAUUCAACAUACACUCAAAGAAGAAAUGGAGCUCGAACGACAACUAAAGCUCAUCAACAAGCCUCCUCUUAAAACUAUUCAUACAAAGUAUGGAGAUACGGUUGACUGUAUAGAUAUUAAUAAACAACCCGCGUUUGAUCACCCUCUACUAAAAAAUCAUAAGUUACAAAAAAAGCCUAGCAUUAGAAAACCAAUUGAAAAAUCAAGUAUGAAGAAAUUACAAGCUUGCCGAGAUGGCUCUUUCUUCAAAAUUUGGUCCAUAUUAUGGAGUCGAAGGAGGCACUAGCAUUUAUAACCCAAGAGUUACUAAGGGUCAAAUGUCCCUUUCUCAUGUCUGGGUUCAAAAUGGACC
Messenger RNA from Vigna radiata var. radiata (mung bean), 432 nucleotides. RefSeq lists its product as uncharacterized. Lineage: Eukaryota; Viridiplantae; Streptophyta; Magnoliopsida; Fabales; Fabaceae. The coding region runs from base 19 to 366 and encodes 115 amino acids. The transcript is spliced from 4 exons. The record is from RefSeq and is a predicted model, not a curated record.